This is a messenger RNA of Manacus vitellinus (golden-collared manakin), 1188 nucleotides long. It is a transcript of the gene RAB37, whose product is annotated as RAB37, member RAS oncogene family. The record is from RefSeq and is a predicted model, not a curated record. Gene Ontology annotation, cellular component: Golgi apparatus; endosome. Gene Ontology annotation, molecular function: GTP binding; GTPase activity. The transcript is spliced from 9 exons. NCBI's taxonomy places the organism in Eukaryota, Metazoa, Chordata, Aves, Passeriformes, Pipridae. The coding region runs from base 1 to 972 and encodes 323 amino acids.
AUGGGGAGGGGGAGAGGGACCGGCGGGCUCUGCCGGAGUGGGGGGAGCUCCCUCCGCCUCCCCGCCCCCGGGCGGGACCGGCCUCCCCCCCGCACCUCCCCACCGCCUCCUCCGGGCGGGGGGAACCCUGCGAGCGGCGGCGAGGAGCACCGGCACCGCUGCGCUGUCCUGCGGGACGAGCGGGGCCGGGCGGUGCCGAACCGGGCCGGGACAGCGGGGCCGAGCCGGGCCGGUCCGUCCCGAGCGGGCGGCGCUGCCCGCGGUGCUGAGCGGGCCGGGCGCUGUCCGCGGUGCUGCAGGGGCGGCCCUGCCGGUGCCCCCCGAUCCCCCCGGCCAUGGGUCCUACGCCGCCGGCCCGGGGGGGACGGAUACAACGAGGCGCUGCUGCACAAGACAAUCCUGGUUGGAGACAGCGGCGUGGGGAAGACAUCUCUGCUGGUCCAGUUUGACCAGGGCAAGUUCAUUCCUGGCUCCUUCUCCGCCACUGUGGGCAUUGGGUUUACGAACAAAGUGGUGGCCGUGGAUGGUGUGAAGGUGAAGUUGCAGAUCUGGGACACGGCAGGACAGGAGCGGUUCCGCAGCGUCACCCACGCCUACUACAGGGAUGCCCAAGCCCUGCUCCUGCUCUACGAUAUCACCAGCAAGAUGUCCUUUGACAACAUCCGCGCCUGGCUGACGGAGAUCCACGAGUACGCACAGAAGGAUGUGGUCAUCAUGCUGCUGGGCAACAAGGCUGAUGUGAGCAGCGAGAGGGCUGUGAGGACAGAGGAUGGAGCAUCGCUGGCCAGGGAAUAUGGGGUGCCUUUCAUGGAGACGAGCGCCAAGACAGGCAUGAACGUGGAGCUGGCCUUCCUGGCCAUUGCCAAGGAGCUGAAGCAGCGCGCGAUGCAGCCGCUGGACGAGCCCCGGUUCCAGAUCCACGAUUAUAUCGAGUCACAGAAGAAGAAAUCCAGCUGCUGUGUCUUCUCCUGAGGGCGGCCGGGAGGAGCCAGCAGCCCUGGGGGCACAGGCAGGAGACAGAGAGGGGCCUGAUCCUGCCCUCGAGUGCCUGAGGGAACCAGGCUCUGACAAGCCAAGGUGGACGGGACAAUACAGCGGAGCAGAGAGUGCACGAGGAGGGCCCUCGCCCCAGUUCCAGGAUCCAGGGGCCAGAUCCUUCUGCCCCGUGAAGCAACGCCUGGAGCUUGC